This is a messenger RNA of Trichomycterus rosablanca, 4251 nucleotides long. RefSeq names its product selenoprotein P (gene selenop). The transcript is spliced from 5 exons. Gene Ontology annotation, biological process: selenium compound metabolic process. The record is from RefSeq and is a predicted model, not a curated record. Lineage: Eukaryota; Metazoa; Chordata; Actinopteri; Siluriformes; Trichomycteridae. Gene Ontology annotation, molecular function: selenium binding. Gene Ontology annotation, cellular component: extracellular region.
GGGGGCGAGGGUCACAUUUGUCCGAAACUGCCAAGAGGAACUGAAGUCUGAAGACUCCAGGAUAAAACAAUGACACGUACAAUCAGGUUGCUCCACUUCCAUGUAAAACGUUUGGGGAUCAGUUGGUGCGUGUGAUCUCGACUCUACAGUAUCUGCUGAGACUGCUGCAGCCAUCGAAUUUAGAAGAAGCAUAAACACACCAAAAACAAAAGGCUGAUGAGUUGAUAUUAAAUAUUUUGGAUUUGCGAAUCGGUGCUGCGUCUUGUUACUUGUUACUUUCCUUCCAUCGGGGCGGCACGGUGGCCGAUCCCCAUCAAUCAGCCAUCAAUCAGCCAGCAGAGGUCGUAAUCGCAUUAGUUAUGAGAGAGUCCCUAUCCGGCUUAAUUCCACCCAUAUCUGAACAACAGGCCAAUCGUUGUUCAUGUGGCCACUCAGCCCAGCCGGCAGGCAGAGCCGAGACUCGAUACGAUGUAUUCCAGAUCCCAGCUAUGGUGUAACAGCGUGUGUUUUUACCGCUGCACCACCUGAGCGGCCCGUGGUACGGGUCCUUUUUGUGUGGAGUUUGCAUGUUCUCCACGUGUCUGUGUGGGUUUCCUCCGGAAGCUCCGGUUUCCCCCCACAGUACAAAGACGUGCAAGUGAGGUGAACUGGAGAUACAAAAUUGUCCAUGACUGUGUUUGAUAUUAUAAACUUGAACUGAUGAAUCUUGUCCUGUCAUGAGUGUAACCAAAGUGUAAAACAUGACGUUAAAAUCCUAAUAAAUAAAUAAAUACAUUUUCCUGCCGUCUGAACUGUUUUGAACUGUUUUCUGUGGAUUCUACGUAAUUUAAAUAUUAAGGUUUAUAAAUGACGAGGAAAAACAGAUUAGAAUGAGCCCUGAACCUUUGUUCACAGGUUUUGUCAGAGGAGGAGGAGGGAGGUCCAGGAGAACCAGGAUGUGGGGGCCACUGGGCGCGGUCCUGGUGCUCAGCCUCCUGGUGGGCGGUAGGUCUGAGAGUGAGGUGGAAGGGUGGAGAUGCAAACCCCCGGAUGGGUGGAGGAUCGGUGAGGUGGAGCCCCUGAAGGACAGUCUGGGUACGGUGACGGUGGUGGCGUUUCUAGAGGCCAGCUGAUUCUUCUGUCUGUCGCAGGCGGCCAAACUGGUGGACCUGCGGCAGAAGCUGGAGGACGAAGGUCUGGUGAACAUCACGUACAUGGUGGUGAACAGUCAGGACAAGAGAUCUCGAGAGCUUCACCCGCUGCUGGAGAAGAAACUGGCGGGAAACAUCACGCUGUACGGACAGGAUCCGGAUCAGCCGGACGUCUGGAAGAUCGCUCGCGUGGAGAAAGACGACAUCCAGAUCUACGACAGAUGUGGACGUCUAACAAAACAUCUGUCGUUACCUUACACCAUCCUGAGCCAACCGUACGUGGAGAAGGCCAUCAGGAACACCUACUGCAGCCGCAUCUGUGGAGACUGUGAGCUGGAGAAUUCGGUUCAACCAGCCGAGUGCAACCAGACCAGAGCCGAGAGAACAGAGGAGGAACCGGCGAGAGGAGAAGAAGAUGACAUCCACCAUCACCAUGGUCAUCACAGGGGUCAUCACCAUGGUCACCAUGGAGGUCAUCACCAUGGAGGUCAUCACCACCAUCACCACCACCAUCACCCCAGCCAUGACGGUCGCCAGUUUGAUAACGGGGAAAGGCGUGGCCACAGGGGGCAGUUUGACGUGGGGCAGGUCCCGAACAGGCAGAUAGAUUUGGGGCAGAUGGAUUUGGGACAGGGCCAGGUGGGUAUCAGACAGGUCGACCUGCAGCGCAUCCUGGGUGGCGCUGGGAACCAGCAGGUGAUGCAACGGCCUUGAGUCGCUCACUGCAAAUCAGAGUUCGUGUGUCAGCAGGGGGCGCACUCCGACCCCACCAGCUGAUGCUGACACUGACGGCGUCUGAUCGGCCAGCAGGUCAACGAGCGGCCGGUCUGACGCUGCGACGAGCCGCUGGCAGCUUCCUGUCUCUGACAGGGUCUGACAGCGGACGACAACAACGUCAGGGAGACCUGACAGUGACGCCCCGCCCGGUCGGGUGAUUGACAGGCGGCUCAGCCGGUCUGAUCCUGACAGGAGGGGGGCAGUCAAUGACAGUGACAGAACGUCUAAGCAGGAAAACGUCAAAUGAUACACUGGCAACUUUUUGAGGCUAAUAAGAUCGACAGCGCCCUCUGGUGGUCAGUUUCUAUAGCUGACCGAUUGAGGACUAGAACCUCAGUUAGCUAAAUAACUAGUUAGUUAACCCAACAGUUUUUCAUAGUCGUUAUUAAGGACUCGGGCUAAUACACCGUGUUUUUUGUGUACAUUGGCAAUUUAUUAAAAGGGCAGCGACCUCUGGUGGUCAGUUUCCAUAGCUGACCAAUCAGAGACUAGAACUUUAUGUUACUGUUUAAAUUGGGAAAAACCUGUUGAUUUUGUAGAUUUUUAAGCUAUAUUUUAGCUAUUUUAGCUAAAUGAUCUAGUUAGCUACUAAAAAAAUGCUAACUAGUUUGCAAAUUAGCUAUAUUGGUUAUAAAAAUUCCAAACCCAACAGUCUUUUAUAGUCGUUAUUAACGAAUCGGGCUACUACACCGUGUUUUUGUGUACAUUGGCAGCUUAUUAAAACAGGCAGCGCCCUCUGGUGGUGAGUUUUUAUAUUUGCGCAACCAGAAGUUAAAAUGUUUUAUAAAUGUUAUAUUUGUAUGACAAAGUCAUUAUUUGCAAAUUAAGCUAAUAGAAGAAGUUGCCAGUGUAUUGUGAGUUUCACCUGCACUAAACACCAACUAGUACCGACACCUCGGAUCGUCACGGUUUGGACCCUUGCGAGUAUUGUUCGUAUCGUAAUUACGUUACCAUCACGAACCCAUCAGUGACGGUCCAUGCCGACGUCGUCCUGAGCGUGUUCGGUACCUGAGACGUUGAGUGUGUCCGUGUCGCCACCGUUCCUCCUCCGCCGAGACUCUGAGUAGCUUUAAUGACGUCAGGUGCAAAAACUACGCUGUAGUGGCGCCUGUCUGAUCCUCAGCCAAUCAGAGAAGAGGAGGAGUGUUGCUCAACAUGGCACACUGUUUUACCAUAGAUAGAUUAGGUGCUUAAGGUUAGCUUUAAUGAUAUAAACCUCCUCAGAUCCUGCGUACAGCGUAAAUCAAGUACUACAGUCGAGAUUUUAUGGGACCAGCCACUAGGGGGCACCCAGGAUACCAAACGUAGCGUAAAACAUAUUGUAGAAACGUUUUAAUGGGUCUGUCACAUGAUAUCCUCUAACAAACGAGGCUGACGGCUAAUUUGCUAUAUGGUUAAUGAUUUUUACUGCUUAAUACAUUAGCGUAAAUAAAUAAACAAUAUUUAAGUUUCAUUAACCUGCUAAGUUGAAGAACCAAAGUAGCUGCUGCUAAGAGGUCUCUGGUUUAAGCUCCACCAUCACCAAAAUGCCAAAUUGGGCCCCUGAGGAAGGCCCUUAACCCUCAGGUCACUUUGAAUAAAAAUGUGUGCUAAAUGCCGUAAAUUUAAAUGCAUUUUGAUGGCUGGUUAGCUUAGCAAAAGCUGUUGCUGGUUUAACUAGAAUCCUGAUCCACUUAUAAUAGUCUAAUAAGCUGAACUGAAAUGGACAGCUAGCUGUGAAUGCUACAUGCUAACGUAAAGCCAGAACAGCAACCUGGCUACAAUGCAGCCAUCUUACAGGUUAGCCAUGCUAUACAGUGCUAAUAAGAGCUAGCACAGCUGCAGGAAUGAAAACAACAUCACAAUAAGCAGUUUAUGGUUUAUACCGAAUAAAAUCGAUUACGAUUGUAAAUCCUCUGUACUGGAUCUGAAGUGGUUUAUAUUUAAUUAUAAACUUAGCAUGUGCUAGUACAUACAGAACAGAAUGCUACGCUAAUAUUUCUAACACUUUUGACCAUAUAGAGUGUUUAUUUACUCACACAUGAUUGUUAGAUGAGAUCAUUCUUAUUAAAGAAGCUUAUUAGCACAAAUACAGCGAAACUAAACACCAGUUAAUGGUUAGUAAUGGUUAGUAAUGGUUAGUUAUUUACACAUUAGCGAACGGAACGAUCAGAACGAACGGAUUUCCAUUUCCGGUCUGAGCUGGAACGUUUUCAUACUACAUGACGGUUUUCUGGAAAAGUUCAUGACACCAGAGAUCCUGAAGCACCGUACGAUGGUGUUCCUGCUCAUACUGGUUUUACUGGGAACGUUAGCGGUUGUGAAUGAGAAGCUAAUGUGUAACACAAUAAACUUGCUUGCUGAU